Messenger RNA from Monosiga brevicollis MX1, 1844 nucleotides. RefSeq lists its product as uncharacterized. The record is from RefSeq and is a predicted model, not a curated record. Gene Ontology annotation, molecular function: DNA-binding transcription factor activity. The transcript has a single exon. Gene Ontology annotation, biological process: regulation of DNA-templated transcription. NCBI's taxonomy places the organism in Eukaryota, Choanoflagellata, Craspedida, Salpingoecidae. Bases 1 to 1290 code for a protein of 429 amino acids.
AUGUCCUCCACCCAACGGACCAGUCUGGGUCGGGGGGGCAAGGCUGGUAGCAAGGAUGGUGCACCCUUGAGCAAACGCAACAAAUCAGCCAGCGCCUCCACAACGCUCAAGUCAGAGGCCACUCCCGCAAGCAACCAAUCAAAUGGCGAGGCGGAGGCCACCAAGAAAACAGAGGUUGCUCGGGCAAUGCUAGACCACGAUCCCGAGGGCCACCCGCAUGGCCCACUGGAAGGUCAUGACUUUGAGAAUGAGAAUGACGAUGCGGAGAAUGAGAGCGACGGCGGUGAUGAUGACGACGAUGAAGACAUCAAGCCCGACACGACUGCGACUGCUAAGAGGCCCUCCAACAAGCGAGCCUCUAAUCGCGAAAGUGCGCGCCGCUUUCGACAACGUCGUAAGGAAUACAUCGGGCAAUUGGAGAAGAAGGUUUCGCGACUCAUCUCUGAAAACCAGCGAUUAAGAGCCCUUCUCACGGCACACCUUCAGCUAGCCGGCAUGGACCCGGAAGCCAUCAGCAAAGCUCUCGAUUCGGGAUCUGUUAGCAAUGGCGCCAAGGGAAGUGCAAGCGACGUUGCGGCGGCUGCGGUAGCCGCAGCCGCCGCCUUGCCAGCCAAACCAUCUGCCGCCGCCGCCAGCAACGCACAUGCCUCCAAAAAUUCGUCUUUUGCGCAGCACAAGCACGGUGCCGCGUCCAGUUUUCAGAAUCAGCUGAUGCGACCGCAAGUCUCGGCCUCGUCUCAUUCUUCAUAUCCUGCCACCAUGAAUGGGUUGGAAUUUACCAACGUGGCCUCAGAGUCGGUAGCACCUAGCAGCAACGACAAAUCUGGCUUACCCAACCCCCAGUUUCCCGUGAACCCCGAUACCUUAGCUCUGGGGCAGGGACCAAAUGUCAGCAAUGCAAUGGCUUCGCUGGUAGGCAACGGAGCACCGGGUUCCACCCCAGGCCCAGCUGCUGCCGCCGCCGCCGCUGCUGCUGCCGCCGCCGCGGCUGCAUCCCAAAAUAAUGGCCUUUACGCCAUGCUCCAGAUGGGCAUGAACCCGAGUCACCCCAUGUUCAACACGUUACAGUCAAUGAGUAACCCUGCCGUCGCCAUGGCCAACAUGCCCAACCAUCCCAUUCAUUGGCUUCCCUUUCUGACGGGAAGCAGUCCCCCCUUUGGUGCGCCUUCGCCUACGUCAUGGCAAACGACGGUUCAUUCGGGCCACACUGGUUCAAAUCCGGCUGGCCAGGCGCCUGUCUCGUCUUAUGGGCUCAGCGCUGCCUCAACCACCUUUGCUUCAGCCAGCUAACCCAAGAGCAGUCGUUGUUGCUUUUCCUCCACCUCGACUUUCCUUCUUUUACUCUAUUUCUUUCCCUUUGUCCCUUGUUGGCACACGCUGCGCCGCAAGAGAUGGUUGUUGUUUUGCUAGAUACGGAUAGGAUUUCUGCGUUUUACUCUAUGGUUUGGAGGUGUUUCAUGUCAGUCUGCCCUGCCCCAAUGGAUUAGUCCAGCAUGGCAUCCAAAGCGGGCAGAGCAGGUAUGGACGCGCGUGACCAAGGGGCCCAUACCCACUGAUGGUUAGUCCUUCAGCUAUGGUCUGUUCGCCCUUCUUGUAGCCCCCCCUUUUUUUUCAACUCGUGCAUCAGAUCUUCCCGACUUUCUGCCAUCAUGAUUUUCAACGAUUCUUUAUGGCCCCCCUUUUUUUUUUUUGAGUCUUCCUGCCCUUGAUGGUGUUAGCCUUUUCCACUUUUACAGCUUGGUUUUCUUUUCUUUGCUCUGCCAUCAUCAUUUUUUGAUUGAAACUCAAGACCGUGGUGUUGAACACCUUUAUCCUGGUUACAUAAAUUGGAUCAAAUUGCCCUC